UCCAAGUGUAAGAAAUCAUCCUCUCCUCCAUUCAGCAAAACCCUUUCUUACCGUCAGCCCGUAAAGGAUCCGACCCGGUUCUCAUGGGUCCGGUAGUGCUGAGUCAGCUUGCGACGGGUCUAAGCGUAUUGGCCGGAGCGGCUAUGGUUAAGUCGGUUAUGGAUCAGAAACCGAUGAGCGGUCCCGGUUUAGGGGGUUCGUCACAGCGCUGUCCGACCUGCAACGGCACGGGCCUUGUCGCGUGCCUUUGCUCUCGGUGGUCCGAUGGAGACGUUGGUUGCGGGACCUGUGCCGGGUCGGGUCGGAUGGGUUGCAGCAGCUGUGGCGGAUCCGGUACGGGUCGGCCCAUCCGAGUCCGGUUGUCUGUACAGCGAUCAAACCGGGUUUCCUGAAUGGUUUAGGCUGGUUCGAGGAAGGUCAUGUAGAGGCGGACAGAAAAUUAGUACCACUCUGUAAUGAUGGAAUGUAGGAACUAUUAUUCUCAGAAUUCAUAUAUAAAACUAAAUGAGAUUUGAAGAUUUUAAUU
Tarenaya hassleriana is the source of this 526-nucleotide messenger RNA. RefSeq lists its product as uncharacterized. The coding region runs from base 84 to 392 and encodes 102 amino acids. The transcript has a single exon. The record is from RefSeq and is a predicted model, not a curated record. Lineage: Eukaryota; Viridiplantae; Streptophyta; Magnoliopsida; Brassicales; Cleomaceae.